Messenger RNA from Phytophthora sojae, 1110 nucleotides. RefSeq lists its product as hypothetical. The record is from RefSeq and is a predicted model, not a curated record. The transcript is spliced from 3 exons. Bases 1 to 1110 code for a protein of 369 amino acids. Lineage: Eukaryota; Oomycota; Peronosporomycetes; Peronosporales; Peronosporaceae.
AUGCAUAAACUCAUCCCGUCGAUCGUCGCCACUGCAGCAGCCACGUCGUUCAAAAUUGCCUGUGCAAAGCCCGUUGGAUUCCCGCUCCCUUUCCAGUUAGUUUUUGAAAUUCCUGUUUGGUUUCCCACCCUCAUCUCGUGCUUUUUGGUCUUCUUCGGUCAAGAUCUGUGGCGCGAUCGCACGUUGCUCAAGGAAGUGGUGACGACUGUGGUUGUCAUGCACUGCCAGAUAUUGUUGACGGUGGUCUACCCCGUCUAUUUGUACGGAUAUACCAGCAUCGGUCCGUCGCAGCAGAAAUACUACGUGAUUCUACUUCCGAUCAUUAAAAUACUCGCCAAGAACCUGAUCAGCUCCGCGUUGGGCACCAGAUACGAUUUACUCCCGCAGAUUAUGAUCUUCAACGUGGAUGUCUUCAACGCGUUGUAUGUUUCGAACUCCAUGGAGAAUUCAAACAGUGUCACGACCACGCUACUGAUGGUCCUAAUUGAUCUUGUGCAGGCCUUGAUCUCACUGUCGGAUAUAACGCAUUUGAUCACACCAGUGAACCAGCUUCGACAUAAACUGCCUCGAGACCACCCAUUGAAGGAGGCCUGCUUUGUGGAUAUUGCGCUUCAGAUUGUUAAAGAGAAUCCCAAAGUCCAAACGCAGCUAAGCAAGCGACGGUAUACUACCGCGCUUGGGCGCCAGGUGUUCGUGGAAAGGACCGCUCGAGUGCUUUUCACGACUGAGUUUGUCAUUCUGGUGGAGUAUACAGAGGUCAUCGUGCCUAUCAUCUACUGCAUCUACACUGCUGCCAUGUUUUACCUGCCCAAUCGGGAAUACUAUCCGCUGCUGAAGGACAUCGACGAAGCGGGACUCCGAAGCAAAAUAAUGGACGUGCUUAUUUACGUGAUGGUGGAACUGGUGUCGCUCCUGGUUAUCGGCUACGUGAUCCAACACAAGUUGCGGAUUUCGAUGCUGCAAGUGCUCUCGUUCGGGCUCGACAAGAGCUGGCGAAUGGUGCAGUCCAACCUGCAUCUGUGGAUCUUCUUCACUGUCGAGAGCUCGAUCGAGCACAGUGGUAAGUGCAUGCAUGUACUGCGACAGAUUCCUGUUGAACAACGAAGAUAA